AUGCGACGCAGUCGAACGCCCCCGGCGGCGUCGCCCUACCGCGCUCUCGCCCACCAUCACGCCCAAUAUGGCGCCGGGUCGCAGACGGGCCAGCAGGCGCGUGACUCCGUGUCAUCUGUUCUCCGGUCCUUCAACGUCGAGACAAACCCGACACGACCUGUGCGCCCAUCCCCCCUGACGGCGUCGACCAUUUCGGACAUGCCCCUCGAUUUAGUCGACCGCAUCAGAUCAUUCCCGCUCUUCAUGUCUGCCCCGGACGACUUCCUCGCCGCCAUCGGCGCUCACCUGCGUCCUCAGAUACAUUCCGCACAUGACCACAUACUUACGGAGGGAGACGACGCAAAAGCGAUGUACUGGCUGGUCCGUGGCGUCGUUGCUGUCACGUCUCGCGACGGGGAGGCCGUGUAUGCGGAGCUCAAGCCUGGCGCAUUCUUUGGCGAGAUAGGCGUGCUCAUGGACAUGCCAAGGACAGCAACCAUCAUUGCGAGGACGAAAUGUCUGCUGGUCGUACUUAAGAAGGAAGACUUGCAGGCCGAGCUACCUAAUUUCCCCAAGAUGGAACGGACCAUCCGACAAGAAGCGCAGGAGAGGCUCGCUAUCCUCCAGAAGAAGCGGCAAGAAGGAGGGCAGACGAGGAAGCUCCCAGAUACUAGCGCCGCGAGCCUUGCGCGGGAGCCGGCACCUGGCGAGGUCAGCACGGGCGAAAUGGGGGUCAUCAAGGAGGGAGCGGUGGUGAACACGAAGAAACGCAAGUCCCCAAGCCCGGGAGUGGUGGAGGACCCGGCAGUUGGCGGCAGCGCCCUUGGGAGUGGCUAUGUGAACGUCCGCAAGACGCUCAAGGAGCUCCCCCUAUUCGCAACUCUGCCGGUAGAUAUUUUGCAUUUUCUCGGACUCAGCGCCCAGCCGAAAUCCUAUCCGCCCUUCACCGAUAUCAUUCGCCAGGGCGCCCCAGGUAACGACAUUUUCUUUAUCGUCCGCGGCGAGGCAGAGGUGGUGCAGGAACCACAGAGCCCUACCCUCAGGCGGACAACAAGAGCAACAUACUCGCGCCCGAGGUUGAAGCAGGGGCAGUAUUUUGGAGAGGUGGCUAGUCUGGGCCUGUCUCAAUGGAGGACGGCAACAGUUCGGACCGUUUCCGAUGUCGAGUGUCUAAUAAUCCCGGGCGAGAUUCUCGACGAACUUUGGAGAAGGUGCCCGCCCGAGGUCAAGUCCCAGGUGGAGGAGACCGCGAGGGAGCGCUACCAGCCAGAAGACGUCGAGAUGGAGGAUGUCGAAACGAAUGGUGGGAAACAGCCGCGAGCGGGAGAGCAAGCCCCCCCUACGGUUACGUUCAGCAUUCCACCCAAGCCAGUCUCACCACCAAUCGAAGAGGAAGACACUCGGCAGCCGUCCGACCCCGACCCAUUUUUAAGCGUGGACAUGGAAAACCUUCGCAAUCGACGGCGCAAUUCUCUCGCGCCCCCGACGCCACAGACGGAUUGCAGUGUCAUCGUGGGAGGGAUCAAGGUACCGCCGGUCACGCCCGCCCCUCCUCUGCUAUCCCCCAUCUCGCUCGACGACUCACCCUUGCCCGCCAAACGCGCACGUAUCUUCCCACAGAUUGAGGUCAACAAAGGCAAGGAUACGGGCACGUUCCCCGACAUUGUUUGGAUUGUCAUCUUCAACCACCUCGAUCUCCUCGAAAUGAUCCGCCUGAGGAGCGUCUGCAAGAAGUGGCGCCAGAUGCUGACGACCAGCCCCGAGCUCUGCACACGCAUCGACCUGAGCCGGAUCAACCGUCAGGUGGAUGACUGGUCGCUGACCAACAUCCUCGCCCCAUUCAUCGGCACGCGCGCGAUCGAGAUGGACAUCAGCAACUGCUUCCACAUCACCGACCAGGGGUUCCAGGCCCUGUGGAAGUCCUGCGGCAAGAACAUCAAGAUCUGGCGCAUGCGCAGCGUCUGGGACGUGUCCGCCUCCCAGAUCCUCGAGAUGAGCGAGUCCGCCAAGGGCCUCGAAGAAAUCGACUGGAGCAACUGCCGCAAGGUCGGCGACAAUCUCUUAGCGCGGGUAGUCGGCUGGGUCGUCCCCAACCCACCCCCCUCCCGCGACGGCCCCAACAAGAACAUCGUCAUCGCCCCCUCCGGCGCCAAACUCCGCCGCAGCCAGCGCAUCCAACCCACCAACCCCCCCACUUCCCAAUCCCAACCAACUCCCCCAUCCCCCGGCACCGUCAUCGGCUGCCCACGCCUCCGCCGCCUCAACCUCUCCUACUGCAAACACGUCACCGACCGCUCCAUGGCGCACCUCGCCGCGCACGCCUCGUCCCGCCUCGAGGCCCUCAGCCUGACGCGCUGCACCUCGGUCACGGACGCGGGGUUCCAGGCGUGGGCGCCCUACCGCUUCGCGCGCCUGACCCACCUCUGCCUCGCCGACUGCACCUACCUGUCCGACAACAGCGUCGUCGCCCUCGUCGGCGCCGCCAAGGCCCUCACCCACCUGGACCUGUCCUUCUGCUGCGCCCUGUCGGAUACCGCGACCGAGGUGGUGGCGCUAGGAUUGCCCGCGCUGCGCGAGCUGCGCAUGGCGUUUUGUGGGAGUGCCAAUGUGCUCGAGGGGUGUUCGCGUCUGGAGUGGGUGGAUGUGAGCCAGUGUAAGAAUCUCGGCGGGUGGUUGGUCGGCGGCGGCGUGAGUCGGUGGGGGUAUGAUGAGCGCCGGGGGGAGGGUGGGACGGAAGGGGAUUGGAUUAUUGAGCCGGCCCCUGGGGGACCCAUUACCGCGAGGGCUGCGCUGGUGCAGGCCCAGGGCGGGAAGAUUGGGUUGGGCGGUGUUGGUGGUGGGUUGCAGAAGAUGAUCGCGGGCGGGAUGAAGCCGCUUGGGCCGGGGCCGGUUUUGAGACCGGUCAUACCGCCGAAGGGGGCGCCUGCGAGGAAGGCGAGGAAGCCGGUCAGGAGGGGUUGGCAUGACAUGUAUCCCUUGCCCAACCGCACACUCACAGCUGAGACCAAUCGUGACCUCUCUCAACAACAAACGAUGGCGAAAGCAGAUGAUCCGAAUGCAAACAACGUCCCGGAAGGCCAUCUCGACGACCCCUUCUUACGCACCAUACGAUUGGGAGUACCGGACGAUGAUGCCAUUGAUGCUCUGAUUCCGGAAGCUCAAGCAACGACAGAAGAACGCUUCAAGGACCUUGACAUGAAUGGCGUCACCCACGUUGUGAUACAGCGGGAGUUCAUCGCCUACACAACGUCUGUGUGGACGGCUGCUGCCGAAGCAGGGAAAGCAGCAGGCAAUGCGGAGCUACCGCCCCUAAACGUCAUCGAGGUGAACUUCAAGAAAGUUAACGCGAAGCGUGUUGCAGGAAAUGGACGCACUGGUGAUGAAGUCUACGACUUCGUCUCUAAGGAAGGGGAGGAGGUCGGAGAAUCGGCGAUAUGCAGUCAGUAA
Molecule: messenger RNA, 3426 nt
Organism: Chaetomium globosum CBS 148.51
Lineage: Eukaryota; Fungi; Ascomycota; Sordariomycetes; Sordariales; Chaetomiaceae
Exons: 6
Coding region: 1-3426 (1141 amino acids)
Molecular function (GO): protein-containing complex binding; protein binding
Source: RefSeq, a predicted model, not a curated record